GAAAUAGAAUCCUCUCUCAUACAAGAUCGCUUCAUCUUUCUCUCUUCUUCUUCCCCGCACGGUGGGUGGUUUUCAUUCUCCUUUCUAUUCUUGGUGGUGGUGGUGGUGGUAUAAGAAGUGAGCAAACUGUUUUCAUAAUUAGAUAGUGGAUAUUAUACUAAUGAAAAAACCAUGAAGUUGAAAUUGAGGCAUGUAGUAUUGGGUUUGCUCUCUGUUACAGUCAUUGCUCCCAUUUUUCUUUACACUGAAAGGGUCGGAACUUUCGUCAAUCCUUCUUCUUCAAGACGCGAUUUUCUUGAUGAUGUUGGAGCUUUUAUGUUGUCUGGUGAUAAUACCAGACAUCUCAAUGUUUUUCAGCACCAGGAAACUUUCACCCUGAAAGAACCCAUUGGAGUUGUAUAUUCUGACCAAUCUACCGGUUCCUUUCCUAAAGUGACGACGGAGCAUAAGUCGACACGGGUGCUUUCUGCUACCGAUGAAGGACGGCAACAGCAAUUGUCUAACCCCAUUAGGCAGGUCGUCGAUGGUGCACCUCCCAAUCUUACCACCGCCAUCGAUUCCCAUCUCAAUGCCUCUAACAUAUCAGCUGUAAAGCUUGAGCAGCAACCAACUCAACCGGCUCCCAGGAUUGAUCAGACAGAGAUUUCGGAUAACAAGAAUGACAGACAGUCUGAACCAGCAGAUGCUCAGGUGCGCCGCCUCAAAGAUCAGCUCAUCCGUGCAAAAGUAUAUCUCUCCCUUCCAUCGAUAAAAAACAACCCACAUGUUACAAGGGAGCUUCGACUGCGGGUUAAGGAAGUUACACGAUCUCUUGGUGAUGCAACUAAGGACACAGAUCUGCCAAAAAGUGCCAUUGAUAAGAUGAAAGCAAUGGAUCAAUCAUUAGAAAAGGCGAAGCAGGUUCAAGAUGAUUGCACUCCUGUGGUAAAGAAGCUGCGAGCUAUGCUUCAGUCAUCUGAAGAGCAACUUCGAGUGCACAAAAAGCAGACCAUGUUCUUGACACAGUUAACUGCAAAAACUCUUCCCAAGGGUCUUCAUUGCCUGCCCUUGCGCCUUACUACCGAGUAUUAUAGCUUGAAUUCUUCUCAACAAAACUUUCCGAAUCAGCAGAAAUUAGAAGACCCUCGUCUCUACCAUUAUGCUCUUUUCUCUGAUAAUAUAAUGGCAGCGGCAGUUGUUGUAAACUCAACUGUUUCCCAUGCUAAGCACCCUUCGAAUCAUGUUUUCCACAUUGUUACGGAUAGGCUUAAUUAUGCAGCGAUGAGAAUGUGGUUUCUAGGUAAUCCACCAGGGAAAGCCACUAUUCAGGUCCAGAACAUUGAAGAAUUUACGUGGUUAAACUCAAGCUACAGUCCAGUUCUUAAGCAGUUAGGUUCUCCCUCCAUGAUUGAUUAUUACUUCAGGGCACAUCGGGCUAAUUCUGAUAAAAAUCUGAAGUUUCGGAACCCAAAAUACUUGUCCAUCCUAAACCAUCUUCGGUUUUAUCUACCGGAGAUCUUCCCAAAAUUAAAUAAAGUGUUGUUCCUAGAUGAUGAUAUAGUGGUCCAGAAGGACCUUUCUGGCCUUUGGUCCCUUGAUUUAAAGGGCAGUGUCAAUGGUGCUGUUGAAACAUGCGGAGAAAGCUUCCAUCGGUUUGAUUGGUAUCUCAACUUCUCAAAUCCCCUAAUCUCAAAGAACUUCGACCCGCAUGCUUGUGGAUGGGCAUAUGGAAUGAAUAUUUUUGAUUUGAAUGAAUGGAGGCGGCAAAACAUCACCGAGGUGUAUCAUCGAUGGCAGAGGCUGAAUCGCGACCGGCAACUGUGGAAGCUGGGGACCCUGCCUCCUGGUCUCAUAACAUUUUGGAAACGCACAUAUUCCCUGGACAAAUCUUGGCAUGCGCUCGGGCUUGGCUACAAUCCUAAUGUAAACCAGAGGGAGAUCGAAGAAGCUGCCGUUAUACACUACAAUGGCAACUCGAAACCAUGGUUGGAGAUCGCCAUACCUAAGUAUAAAAACCGUUGGACAAAGUACGUAGAUUACGACAUCACGUAUAUGCGAGAGUGCAACAUCAACCCAUAGAAAAAAAACCUUCACGGGGUACAUCAAAGCGUUAUGGUGAGCUAUGUUAACCAUUCAUCUUGAUUGUCACUUCAUAGGUUUAUUUUGUUCAAAGGAAUCAGGUCGAAUUUGUGCUUGUAUACAUUGUCCUUUUUGUUUUCGAUUUUUUGGUUCUUACCGCGAUGCGUGGAAGCUGUGUUUAUGCAAUGUUUUAGGUAUUUAAUCGAAAAUUCGGGUGUAUUUUGUAUAUCAUUUAACUGGCAAUCCUUU
Messenger RNA from Hibiscus syriacus, 2307 nucleotides. Its product is annotated as probable galacturonosyltransferase 4. Gene Ontology annotation, molecular function: polygalacturonate 4-alpha-galacturonosyltransferase activity. The coding region runs from base 172 to 2058 and encodes 628 amino acids. NCBI's taxonomy places the organism in Eukaryota, Viridiplantae, Streptophyta, Magnoliopsida, Malvales, Malvaceae. The record is from RefSeq and is a predicted model, not a curated record. The transcript has 9 exons.